Molecule: messenger RNA, 509 nt
Organism: Parasteatoda tepidariorum (common house spider)
Lineage: Eukaryota; Metazoa; Arthropoda; Arachnida; Araneae; Theridiidae
Product: Na(+)/citrate cotransporter
Biological process (GO): transmembrane transport; succinate transport; citrate transport
Cellular component (GO): plasma membrane
Molecular function (GO): citrate transmembrane transporter activity; succinate transmembrane transporter activity
Source: RefSeq, a predicted model, not a curated record
AUGAUUCGUCUUUAUAAAAUUUCCUCUCUUUUUUCCAUAAAGGAAACUGUGAUGUUACUGUUGGGAGGUUUUAUUAUGGCCGCCGCUGUGGAAGAAUGCAAGUUACAUGAGAGAAUAGCCCUUAAGAUUUUACUCACAAUUGGAACCGAAAUAAAAUGGUUAAUGUUAGGAUUCAUGAUUUCAACAAUGUUCGUCUCGAUGUGGAUAAGCAUUACGGCCACGUGUGCUUUGAUGUCUCCGAUUGCAGAAGCUGUGCUAAAAAGGAUAAACACACCAAUUAAGCGAAAUAAGCUACUCAGCAGGGAACUUACAAAGAACUUAGAAGGAUCAGACACAUCUUUAACUGAAAGUGUAUUAGACGACCACGAAAAUGCAGACUUCAAACAUCUUGAAAGCCACACCAUCAGAGUCACUCUUUUCCUAGGUAUUUGUUAUGCAGCUAAUUUAGGUGGUACCGGUACAAUUAUAGGGACAUCCACAAAUAUGGUGUUUAAAGGAAUGCUUGAAGA